Molecule: messenger RNA, 1034 nt
Organism: Rhagoletis zephyria (snowberry fruit fly)
Lineage: Eukaryota; Metazoa; Arthropoda; Insecta; Diptera; Tephritidae
Product: cyclin-dependent kinase 20
Biological process (GO): protein phosphorylation
Cellular component (GO): nucleus
Molecular function (GO): ATP binding; protein serine/threonine kinase activity
Source: RefSeq, a predicted model, not a curated record
AUGGAAGACUACGCCCCAAGUCGAUAUAAAAUGCUGGAAAAGAUUGGAGAAGGAGUGCAUGGAUAUGUAUUCAAAGCAAUCGAUCUGCAACGGCAAAAGCAUGUAGCUAUUAAGAAAAUUGCUUUGAAAAAUAAAUUCGGAAACAUUUCACUGAACACUUUACGGGAAAUUAAAACUUUGCAGUUGUGCCAGUCCAAAUAUAUAGUAUCGAUCAUUGAUAUAUAUCCAGACUUAACCGGACUAGCCUUGGUAUUAGAAUAUAUGCCGGAAACUUUAUACGGAAAAUUGAGGAACGAAGUAAAUCCUCUAAAUAGACAGCAAAUUCGGCAAUAUACACAAAUGAUGCUUAAGGGGAUCGAAUAUCUGCAUAGCAUGGGCAUAAUGCAUAGGGAUAUAAAACCGGCCAAUCUACUCAUAAGCGAAGACGAAUCUCUAAAAAUUGCUGAUUUCGGUUUGGCGCGAUUAUAUUUUCCAAAAGAAGAAAAUAAGUUAUAUUCACCUCAAGUUUCGACGCGUUGGUAUAGAGCACCAGAAAUACUUUGGGGAAGUCAAAAGUAUAGUCCCGCUGUGGACAUGUGGGCUGCCGGCUGUGUUUUUGCAGAAAUGCUGAGAGGAGUUCCAUUAUUUUCCGGUUCGACUGAUAUCGAACAACUGGCGCUUGUAAUAAGAACAUUGGGUAGUCCAAGACUCAAUGAGUGGCCGGAGCUUACGUCUUUACCGGACUACAACAAAAUACGCUUUCCAAAUGCAAUAGGAGUUCACUGGGAUAACCUAUUCCCUAGCUGUACACAAGCGGUUGAAAUCAACUUGGUUUCAAAUCUGGUUGUUUACAACCCGAAGAAUCGGCUGACUGCCUCUGAGGCAUUAAAUCACGAUUAUUUCCAGUAGCAAGAAUUUGCCCAGUGUUAACGCAAUUCUGUCGUCUUUGCCAUCGGAUUCUCCUUGCCGCAAUGAGAAGAGAGUGGUCGAAAUACGUACUCGAUUGCAAAGAGCCUAACAUGAUGGACAAAAUGUUUAACGGAAAAUUUGACCUG